Messenger RNA from Mizuhopecten yessoensis (Yesso scallop), 2269 nucleotides. RefSeq lists its product as uncharacterized. The transcript has 2 exons. NCBI's taxonomy places the organism in Eukaryota, Metazoa, Mollusca, Bivalvia, Pectinida, Pectinidae. The record is from RefSeq and is a predicted model, not a curated record. Bases 317 to 1327 code for a protein of 336 amino acids.
GCUGACGGGUUGUCGCUCCCAUACAGUGGUACAGCUAUUUACCGCAAGUGAACAGUGUGUUGUGUGUGGGGGGCUGGUGUGUGGAGGCCUGUAUACAUUUCACGUGCUUUCCUGUGAAUGUAAUUUCCUCGGAGAUUAGUUCUUGUGGAUGUAAUCAUAUGGAUCUAAACAUUCUGCUCGGACGAUUGAUGGCGUACUGAUCACGUGAUAUUACCCAGCUUGCCAUGUUAUGACUGACCUGAUUUGCCUCGCCUAGUUCCGUCCUUUAUCAACGCUUUGGCUAUACGCUGACCGGUAAUCAGCCUCUGAUUUCGUCAUGUUUGGAAUGAACAAAAAGGUCGUCCGAUAUUUAGUCUUCGGGGUUCUUAUUUGUUUGGUUCUGUUUUUAAUUUUACAUAAAUGGAGCAUUCCGACGUCACUUAAUGAGCACAGGAACGAACCGCCGGAGACAUUGGAACUUUCUACUGAAGACAAAGUAGAAUCCCAAUCCCAAAUCAAUGAAAGGUUGAUUCGUCCACUCAAAGGAGCGUCAUUUAGUCCAGUUAUCACACAGUUUUUGAAGGGCCAGGGUAAAGCACCUCCAGAACCACGAAUUCAGAUGCUAGCCGCCAGUUUGGUUAAUAAAAGGGACACAUUACUGACGUUUAAAGAACAGGAAAUGGUUCGAGAUUGCGUGCGCACUGCAAGUGUUGACCGGUCAAGGUCAACUCCAAAAUUUUUCGGUGGGAAAACGCAAGAGAUUCGUCGGACACACCACACAUACCUUAACGAGAACUCUUUAUUGAUGGAGAUAGGGGGAAACUGGGGAUGGGAUGCUGGCAACUUCUCCAAACUCUAUAAUCCGAGGUAUAUUAUUCUGGAACCUCUCCAAGAAUACGUUAACAUAUUGGAGAAAAAAUUUGAGAAUAAAACCAACGUCAACAUCUAUAAUUUGGGCCUAGGGGCCAGAAAUGAAACCAUAAUGGUGAAUAUGGAAGGAAAUAAUGCAUGUGCUACUUCCAAGUUUUCUGGAAAGAGAGGAAAUGUCCCAAUCCACAUCAUAGAAGCGAAGUCAUUUAUGACGGGUCUCGGGGUAGGCACGUUUGACGUAGAUCUACUGACCAUGAACUGUGAAGGAUGUGAGUUCGAGGCCCUAGAGAAUCUUCUCAGUUUCAAUAUCAUAGAGAAAUUUAAGAACAUUCAGUGGGGUACCCACAGCUUGCUAAAGGGAAUGAAAGACCCUAUAGGGCGGUACUGUAGGAUCACCGCUUUGCUGUCACGGACCCACCGACCCACAUAUCAGUACAAAUUUAACUGGGAGAGCUGGCGACGCAAGGAUAUUGUAUAAAUGUUUUAUUGGUAAUCAGUAUGCAAAUGGUGUACAAGAGAUUGAGUGGAUUAGAAGAGAUUGUGGGGAUUGGGGUGUUCUUUAUUAUCGUUUGGCAUAUUUCUGUAUUUUCAGUUCAGAUGUGAUAAAAAAAGAGAUCAAGCAACAGCUUCUACAAACAUUUCAGGGGGCAGAUCUGGGAUUACCUUUGGAAGGGGGCAGAUAUGAGAUCACCUUUAGGGUUUUCAACAAAAAUAUAUUAUUGUACUUGUGCAGCGACAGGUUGUUACCUUUCGGGUGCACUGGACGCUCGCCCCUGUCAAUAUUUGUCCAUAGGUUGUGCCUGUAUUCGGUGCAUGUUAUACAUGAUUGAGCUAGAAUCUAAAGUAUACCUGAUUAUCUGGCUGUGCAAAUAAUAACGGAUGUCCACACCACGGUCAAAAACUGUAUUGUAACUACAUCGGCAUUUGUUUUCCGGCAUGACUAUAUGUAUGAGCGGGAUAUUUUGAAAAAAGUACAUUGUAUAGGUAAAAUAAGCAAAAUAUAAUCAACUUCGGUGUUCUAAGUGUAAACUUUCAGCGCGGCCAUACCAGAACUCGAACCUUGGAUACCAAAUUCUUAAAGUGUGGCAAGGAAGUACUUUUGCCCAAACGCACUAUACAAUUAUAUUCAAAACGAAAUAAAGGGGAGCUUACUCUGUAUACGAGACCACAGAGGAAUAUCCAGUGUUACCUGCGGUGUGACAAGGAUCCUUUACGAACCAAUCAUUUCUGGAAGGACCUCGUGAUCCAACAAACUGUUUUGUGUUGUGUGUGUUGAAAAUGUCCUUUCGUAAAUUACGCAGUGAUUCAUCACAUUCCUAAUGAGUGAAAAAACUGAAAGCUGAUCGCAGAGUGUUGUGUCGGUCACGUUAGAAACUAUGUUUGUAAUUAUGUCGGAAGCUUUGAUAAAUAUUGACGUGUG